GGAUGGAUGUCUGUGCGUGGCGUCGGGUCGGGGGCUCGGGCCCCUAUUAAUUCCACCGCACCCCGGGCCGGUCUCCGAACCGCCGCGCACGCACAACACAAGCACCAACCAACCAACCAACCAACUAAACCGCCAACACCGCGCGCAAAGGCACAGCACAGAGGUUUCGUCCCCAUGGCGCGCCCGGUGUCGUCGUCGACGGCGAAGGCAAUGUCGGUCGUGGUGGUGGCGCUGCUCCUCGCGGCGUCGUCGUCGGCGGUGCUGGCCGUGCACGACUACGGCGACGCCCUCCGCAAGAGCAUCCUCUUCUUCGAGGGCCAGCGGUCCGGCCGUCUGCCACCCACCCAGCGCCUCCGGUGGCGCCAGGACUCGGCCAUCCACGACGGCGCCGACGCCGGGGUGGACCUGACGGGCGGGUACUACGACGCCGGCGACAACGUGAAGUUCGGCUUCCCAAUGGCGUUCACGGCGACACUCAUCUCCUGGGGCCUAAUCGACUUCGGCCGGAGCUUCGGCGCGCACGAGUCCGACGCCCGCGCGGCGCUGCGGUGGGCGACGGACUACCUGCUGAAGGCGACGUCGACGCCGGGGGUGGUGUACGUGCAGGUCGGGGACGCGUCGCGGGACCACGCGUGCUGGGAGCGGCCGGAGGACAUGGACACCCCGCGGACCGUGUACAAGGUGGACGCGUCGCACCCGGGCUCCGACGUGGCCGCCGAGACGGCGGCGGCGCUGGCGGCGGCGUCCAUCGUGUUCCGCGAAGGCGGCGGCGACCCAGGGUACGCGGCGCGGCUCCUGGAGCGCGCCGUGGAGGUGUUCGCGUUCGCGGACGCGCACCGCGGCGCGUACAGCGGGAGCCUCCGGGACGCGGUGUGCCCCUGCUACUGCGACUACGACGGGUACCAGGACGAGCUGCUGUGGGGCGCCGCGUGGCUGCACAGGGCGUCCCGCCGGAGGGAGUACCGCGAGUACAUCAAGAGGAACGAGGUGGCGCUUGGUGCUAGCGUCUCCAUCAACGAGUUCGGCUGGGAUAACAAGCACGCCGGCAUCAACGUCCUCAUCUCCAAGGAGGUGCUGAUGGGCAAGGACGAGUACUUCCGGUCGUUCCGUGAGAACGCCGACAACUUCAUCUGCAGCCUCCUACCGGGCAUCUCCGGCCACCCUCAGAUCCAGUACUCCCCAGGUGGCCUCCUCUUCAAGGUGGGCAACAGCAACAUGCAGCACGUGACGUCGCUCUCCUUCCUCCUCCUCGCCUACUCCAACUACCUCAGCCACGCCGACGCCCGCGUCUCCUGCGGCUCCGGCGCCUCCGCCGCGUCGCCGGUGCAGCUCCGGCGCGUGGCCAAGCGGCAGGUGGACUACAUCCUGGGCGACAACCCGCUGCGGAUGUCGUACAUGGUGGGUUACGGGCCGCGGUACCCGCUGCGGAUCCACCACCGGGCGAGCUCGCUGCCGUCGGUGUCGGCGCACCCGGCGCGGAUCGGGUGCAAGGCCGGCGCCGCCUACUACGGCAGCCCGAGGCCGAACCCGAACCUGCUGGUGGGCGCCGUCGUGGGCGGGCCCAGCAACAGCACCGACGCGUUCCCGGACGCGCGGGCCGUGUUCCAGCAGUCCGAGCCCACCACGUACAUCAACGCGCCGCUGCUCGCCCUGCUCGCCUACUUCUCCCAGCACCCCGACCCGGCCCAGCACUGACUGGGCCGGCGUUGUGGGUGGGCUUCUACUGUCUCGGUCCGUAUUGGUGGGCCUUUAGCAGGCCUCAGCUAUUUUCAGCUAUAGUAUGCGGCCAGUAGGUGUCUGAAUCGUCCCCGUUGCUGCUGCUCGUGGUUGGUAUUUUGCUGUAGUAUGUAUUGGUGAAUUUGGUAGGAGAUAUCGUCGUUGUGCCGAUCCAUUCCUGUAAAAAAUGGCAGGAACGAGGAUUGGUCCUAGUGUGUUGUACUCGUACUAUGUAUGCCCCCAGGUGUGAUGACAGACGCCUAUUACCUGUCUUCCUUUGGAAUGAAUAGUAAUAAGCUGUUAGUAGUAUUGCUAAGAUGAAACCGCCUACCCAUGAAAUGAAGCGAGGUGUAGUGUAGUAUUGUGAAA
Messenger RNA from Sorghum bicolor (sorghum), 2085 nucleotides. RefSeq names its product endoglucanase 17. Gene Ontology annotation, biological process: carbohydrate metabolic process. Gene Ontology annotation, molecular function: hydrolase activity, hydrolyzing O-glycosyl compounds. The transcript has 4 exons. Lineage: Eukaryota; Viridiplantae; Streptophyta; Magnoliopsida; Poales; Poaceae. The record is from RefSeq and is a predicted model, not a curated record. Bases 7 to 1695 code for a protein of 562 amino acids.